AUGUUAGGUGAACGUAUUGUUUUUAAUGGAUUGAAUUCAGAAGUAAUGUUUUCGUCAGAAACAGUUCCAUUACCGGAACUUGCACCUGGAGAAAUACUUGUUAAAGUUCGUUUGGCAUCGAUUUGUGUAAGUGAUGUACAUACAGUUAAAGGUCAACGUAUAGAACCAACACCUAGUGUUCUUGGUCAUGAAGCUGUUGUUGAAGUUAUAGAGCAUCGUCGACCUGAAAGUGAUUUAAUGAAAGGCGAUCGUUUAACAUUUUCCAUUGCUGAUUCUUGUGAUAAAUGUGAAUUUUGUUUAAAAGGACUUCAACAAAAAUGUACUAAAUUAUUUAAAUAUGGUCAUGCAAAAUUAAGUGAUGGUUCAGGCUUUAAUGGUUCUUAUGCUUCACAUAUUAUAAUUCGUAGUGGUACUCAUGUUGUAAAAAUACCUGAUAUUAUAUCUGAUCGAUGUGCAGCACCAAUUAAUUGUUCAUUAGGUACAACAAUGUGUGCUAUGGAAUUUGUACCAAAGAUUAAAAAUGGACGAGCUUUUGUUCAGGGUGAUGGAAUUCUUGGUUUAUAUACUUCAGUAGCUCUUCGCGAACUUGGAUAUGACACAGUCUAUUGCUCAGGUAGACAUAGUCAACGGUCAGAAUUAAUAACUCGUUUUGGUGCAAUACCAAUUUAUAAUGAUGAAAUACUCAUUGAAGAGGCAAAUAAAAUUGAUGUUGUUGUUGAAGUUUGUGGAGUAUCAAAUGUUAUUAAUGAUGGUAUCAAAUUAUUGAAGCCAGGUGGAUUAUAUCUUUUUCUUGGUAUGGUUCAUCCACAUUCAGAGCUACAUAUAACUGGUGAACAGAUUAUUCGUAAAUGUCUUACGAUAAAAGGUAUUCAUAAUUAUGCUCCACGUCAUCUUGAUCAAGCUGUUGAUUUUCUUAUAAAAACAAUUGAAAAAUAUCCGUAUGAACAAAUCAUGGGACCUACAUAUGAUUUAUCAGACUUACCAAAUGCUAUGAAAGUUGCAAUAGAAAAAACUUAUGCUAGAAUUCUAGUUCAACCAUAA
Molecule: messenger RNA, 1041 nt
Organism: Rotaria sp. Silwood1
Lineage: Eukaryota; Metazoa; Rotifera; Eurotatoria; Philodinida; Philodinidae
Source: the annotation of a GenBank genome assembly